Messenger RNA from Histoplasma mississippiense, 624 nucleotides. RefSeq lists its product with no specific name. The coding region runs from base 1 to 624 and encodes 207 amino acids. The transcript is spliced from 10 exons. NCBI's taxonomy places the organism in Eukaryota, Fungi, Ascomycota, Eurotiomycetes, Onygenales, Ajellomycetaceae. The record is from RefSeq and is a predicted model, not a curated record.
AUGUCGUGCCUCAAAAUUCAUCUCAAAAACCUUCGGGCUGAGCUUAAAAGCAAGGCUGGUCAAGAUGACGGCGAGCUCCACAGAGGGCCUGGGUGGGUGGAUGCGCACCCCCUGGUUGGCCUCGGCUGGAAAGUAACAAAGACAGCUUGGUCCAUAGAGGAGCAUUUGCUCGCAGGCAAUGUCUUCAGGUCUGGUUGCAAAUCUGCAAGUGUUGCGGGUCGAUCCCAAGGUUGGGAAGGACCUCGGUUUGGGCCUGAUUCCGAAAUCGACAUCCGGUGGAUUCAAGGAGGGAUGGUGCCUUUGGGAUAUAAAACCAUCAAGCCUCACCAAGAUCCGAGGAACAAAUUAUUGAAGUGGGUUUGGUUUGUUGGGCUGAUCCAUAGGAGAAAACAUUCAUUUUUUGUUGAUCUUGGGAUCUGCAACCGCCAAAGUUAUUCUGUUCGACGCUUAAGCUCCGAAACCUGUUUCCGCCGUGCCUUCGGCUUCCUGAACCUGCCUGUUGGGCUUGAGUAUUUGCACAAGAGCGAAGACCAUCUGAAAUUACCACGCGAAAGUAACCAGCAGCUCACAGGCGCCAUCUCCUUUCGUCCCAAGUCCGACGGCUUGAGUUGGAUAACCGCGUAA